Messenger RNA from Xyrichtys novacula (pearly razorfish), 3962 nucleotides. The record is from the annotation of a GenBank genome assembly. NCBI's taxonomy places the organism in Eukaryota, Metazoa, Chordata, Actinopteri, Labriformes, Labridae.
AGUGGAAAUUUUGAGAACUACCACAACAAGAAACGGGGAAACAUGGCGGCUGCCACAAGACUCAUAUCAAGGUUGACACUGGUCACAGGUACGUUUACGGUUGAAAAUGUAGUUUUCGCUCAUAGAUAGAGGUGUAUACGGAGGUGCGUAUCUGUUCCUGCUUCUGGUAUUCAGCUCCUGCAUGUAGAGUUGUUUGUUUGUCGGUGGUCCAUCGCUCCAAAUCAACACAUGGCUUUGUUCCUGUCAUGCAAAUAUGUUCUCAGAGUAAACUUGUGAAAGGCAAAAGAUUAGAAAAAUUCUCUUACUUACUAAUUUUCUUACUUAAAUCUCCAGUGACGUUAAAAGUGGUCUGAUCUUCCUGCAUGUUAUGCGCAUGACUUUUUAGUGAUAUGAAUGUAGAGGAAAGGUUAACCUGCAGCUGUCUCGGGAUAAAUAUGCUGUCAGUGAGACCUUUGACUUAACAGUUGCUUUUAUAAGUUCAUUUGACUGAUUCGAGAAACAUUAAAGCUCGAAAAAUUUUUUAAUUGCUUAUGUCCUGAAUUGUUGAGCUGUAGGGGAGAGUGGGGUAAGUUGAGCCACCCCCUGUUGCUUGGAAAUGGUAAAAGAAAUUGAUCAUGUGACCAAAUAUUUAAGAGAUGGGCAUCAAUUCAUGGAGUCUGUGAAGGUUAGAAGCACAUAGGUGAAGGAGUUAGACAUAAGUUUUAUUAGAAUCGUGGUCAGACCAAAAAAGAUCAUUUUUAAUUUGUUUUAUACAUCAAUUGUGGUAUCUAUGAGCUACAACAUGAGGAAAAAAAACUUAUAAAAGUCCACCAUUUUAGUUUAGAGGACUAAUAAAGUCAUAAUAGUAGUUCUGGGGUAACUGAGAAAAUAAAGGAGUCUGAUAAGAGGAUCAGAGUUUCAGUUCAGAUUGAUGAAAUGUUUGACUUUUUCUUCUCAUAAAUACAGAUCUGUGAAUGUUCUGAAUCACUUAAAGACAUUCUCUUGUUAAAAUGGCUUUUUACAAAACAGCUUUUUAGCAGUUAUAUGCAAUAAUAAUAAAAAGAAUUGUAGUACCAGUUGAAUAGUGCUCAACUUACCCCAUACACGGGGUAAGUUGACCAUAGGAGACCACUUUUUUGUCAUGCUAUAUUAUCAAGACAGGUUUGUUUACACUCAUUCUGUUGGUUUGCAGGGAUGAACAACACCUUGAAUAUAUAUGCAGAUACACGAGUUAGAGACAAAACUAUGAUUGCCUCGAUGUAGUGAUCCGAAAUAUGUAAAGUGGCUCAUCUUACCCCACUCUCGGUUGCUUUUUAAAGUUCAUUUGACUGAUUCGAUAAACAUUAAUUCUCUAACAUAUUUAUUAUCACUCAUAUCCUGAAUUGUUGAGCUGUACAGUUGACUCUGAACAUGUCAGGAAUAUUUACAGAGGGACUUGUUGCGCACACAGUCUCCCCUCUGAAUGCUGCCUCGCUCAGGUGCUCUCAGGUGGCUUCAUGCUGCUUUUUAUCCACCCAGGAGGAGGCAGUGGGAUCGGGCGUGCGGUGUGUCAGCGCUUUGCCUCCGAGGGCGCUUCGGUGGUGGUCGCUGAUGUCAACGAGGACUCCGCCAACGAGACCCUAAUGAACCUGCAGAGUGACCUCAGAGGACAGGGUCACAUGGCGGCUGUGGUGGAUGUAUCGUCGAAAGAGAGCGUGAAAAAACUGGUCACGAGUAUACAGGUACCUCAACACAACCUGCAUCUCUAUUCAAAUCCAAACCAGCCCCCUAUUUCUUCUUCUGUUGAUGUUUUUAUGUUGGUCAGAUUAUUCUUUAUUUAGUUUUUCUUUCUUUGAAUGUUGUUGCUCCGUUCCUCUGCAGACUCGUUACUUUCAGCCUCCCUCCGUGUGUGUGAACGCAGCAGGCAUCACUCAGGACGACUUCCUGCUGAACAUGGAGGAGGAACACUUCGACAGAGUCAUCCAGGUCAACCUGAAGGUACGAGCCAUCACAUACAGAGUUCAGCAGGUUAACCAGUUAUCUGCAAGCCUCACAGGUGUUGACCUAACAUUCAAGUGAUUAGAAAUCUGCAGUUAUAGUGAUUAAAAUACCAAAACAACAAGGUGACAGUAUGUGUUUUAUUAGCCUGUGUAAUGUGUCGAUGUUUCUUUCUGUUAAACGAAACACUUCAUACUAAAUUAGCACCAAGGAUCCGACUCCAGAGAAGUGAUUUGCUGGUUGUGUGUCUCCUCCAGGGCUCCUUCUUGGUCACUCAGGCUGUUGCUCAGGCUCUGGUGGCCUGUGGAGCACCCAAAGGAUCCAUCAUCACAGUGGGCAGCAUCGUGGGAAAGGUGAGAUACUGUACCUGCAGGCGUUUUGUUUUCCUGUAAGCUUUAAUACUUUUUCUUCGAUAGUUUAAACAAAAAUGUGAUGGUGUGAUUAGUUUUCUUUUUCCAGCUGAGUCCAAAGAGAUGAAUUAAAGUCCAAAAAUGAUUACAGUUAGACGACUCCAGUGAUUUUAAACAUCCGUCUUAAUUAUGUCACACAAAUGAUACUAAAACAUUUUCAUUUUCAUGUAAAGACGGGAAAAAAAAAAGACAUAAAAAUAAGUAUUUUGUGGUUCAUGUUUGCAGGUGGGAAACCUCGGACAGGCAAAUUACGCUGCGUCUAAAGCUGGAGUAGAGGGUUUAACACGGACGGCGGCCAAAGAGCUCAGCAGGUGAGGAGAGACAGCGCUAAAAAUAGGACUGUCUCCUCAGCUGCUCGAUUAACACCUUCACAUUAGUUUCAGACUUUUAACGUUAUGAUAUAAAAAUCGUCAUUCUUGUCAUCGAUGGUCUUUUUUGCUUUUGGAAAUCAUGAAAAGACUCUUUUAUAAACAAAGAAAUUCCUUAAAUGAGCUUUAAAGUAAAAAUCUAGCAGAGGAGUCACUGUUUUUUCUCUUUUCUGUCCUCUCAGGUUUGGGAUUCGUUGUAAUUGUGUUCUGCCUGGUUUUAUAUCGACUCCAAUGACAGACAAAGUUCCUGAGAAGGUUAUAAGCAAGGUAUGCCAAACACGCACACACACACGCACGCACACACACACACAGAUAAAGACAGAUUCAGCAAAUAUUCAUGAGCAACCUCUACAUUUCCCCAGUCGCUGUAAAAUUUGUCAAAUAUCUUUUUGUGGAUCUUUGAGGAGCAGGAGGAAUUACUAGUUUUAAAACAAGAGCAAAUCAAGAGCAUAAACUAUGAUGAGGUGUUUGUGAUAAAGAUAUUUAAAAAGAUUUUUGGUUGAACCCUUUUAUUAAAUCUAAAAAGUGAGACAAACUUUGACAGAAAACUCUCCUCAUGUUUCAGAUGAAGUCUCUGGUUCCUCUGGGGAGGAUGGGCGAGCCUGCAGGUCAGUGAAGUUACAUUUUGAAUAUCGCUUUGGUUCGUUUUAACAGCAGGUUGUUCGUCUCUUUAUGUUUUAUAAAAAAGUAGAGGAUUUGUUUCAGAUUUACUCCUCCAGGCCUCCACUUUUUAAAGCUUUUAUUGUGAAAUUAAGAGGAAAGGAUGUUUAAACUCUUCGUGUUUCCCUGACACUGUCAUAUUUUUCUUCUCUGGCUCUCCAGAGGUGGCCGACGUCUGUGCCUUUCUAGCUUCAGAUGACUCUCGAUACAUCACAGGAACCAGUGUUGAAGUUGCAGGUAAACACUAAAAUCUCUAAAAGGCUGUUUAAAAAAAAAAAAAAAAAGAUAAUCAACUUUUUAUUUUUGUGAAUAGUUAUGCAGAUACUCACUGUUUUUAAAUAAUCACUUUUCUCUGAAUUUUGUCUGUCAGGUGGACUUUUCAUCGGUUAAAUCGUCCUCUCCACACUCAGAUGAAGACAACGAGAAGCCAGUUUCUCUAUAAUUCAGUUUGAACACUUUCUUUAUCUUCAGUCACAGAUUCUGCUGAUAAGUUAUUUUACAUCUGAAUGAACACAUGAACUGUACACUUAAUUUUUGUGCCAAUUAAACAGUUUUUUCUAUUUCUUUA